Gymnodraco acuticeps is the source of this 6136-nucleotide messenger RNA. It is a transcript of the gene akt3a, whose product is annotated as v-akt murine thymoma viral oncogene homolog 3a. Gene Ontology annotation, molecular function: protein serine/threonine kinase activity; ATP binding. Gene Ontology annotation, biological process: protein phosphorylation. The record is from RefSeq and is a predicted model, not a curated record. NCBI's taxonomy places the organism in Eukaryota, Metazoa, Chordata, Actinopteri, Perciformes, Bathydraconidae.
UCACGAGUUUUCCUGAAAGUCAAAACAACCGUUGGCUGCGGUUAACGUCAGCGCCUCGGAAAUCCGUUUAAUGUGUUAGCUUUAUUAUUAUUUCGGUCAACGCCUCGUUUUUACCUUUACUGCGGCGUGUGUUCAUUAAUUCACUCAGAAAAGAGGAGGAAAAAAUAACCCGGGCGGUUAGUGGAGAGCAGGUGCACCGGGAAAUACCACAACACCUGCAGCUACAGGCUGAGUCACUACUGGUGAGGAGGAAGGUCUGGAGAGGAGGAGGAGGAGGAGGGGGAGAAGAAGAAGAAGAAGGCAGGGAGAUAAGCAACAACAGGAAGGAAAGCGACACACACACAAACGUUACACACACACACCUCGUGUUUGUGUGUCUGAGAGGGAGACUGCGCGAUCGAGAGGGUGAACAGGAAAGGAAGGGAGGGAGAGUGACGCGGAGGCUGGGAGAGCCGCCCCCCCCCUCCUCCUCCUCCUCUACUCCUCUCCCUCUCUCCUCCUCUCCUCUUCUCCUCCCCUCCUCCCUCCCUCUCUCUCUCUCUCUCUCUGUGGAGCAGGCGUGUAGCGGCAUCACACUCGGCGUGAAGGAACCAUGAGCGAUGUCACCAUCGUUAGAGAGGGAUGGCUCCAAAAACGGGGUGAAUACAUAAAGAACUGGCGGCCUCGUUACUUCCUUCUGAAGACAGACGGCUCCUUCAUCGGCUACAAAGAGAAACCUCAGGAUGCAGACCUGCCCUACCCUCUAAAUAACUUCUCUGUUGCAAAAUGUCAGCUGAUGAAGACAGAGAGGCCGAAGCCGAACACCUUCAUCAUUCGCUGCCUCCAGUGGACCACCGUCAUCGAGAGGACCUUCCACGUGGACUUGCCUGAUGAGAGAGAUGAGUGGACAGAGGCCAUCCAGAUGGUGGCCGACAAGCUGCAGAGACAAGAGGAGGAAAGGAUCCAGUGCAGCCCCAACACCAACAUCGACAACAUGGUGGAGGAGGAGAUGGACAUCUCCACCACGCACCACAAACGCAAGACAAUGAGCGACUUCGACUACCUGAAGCUGCUUGGAAAGGGAACCUUCGGUAAAGUGAUUCUCGUGCGGGAAAAGGCCAGCGGUAAAUACUACGCCAUGAAGAUCCUUAAAAAAGAAGUCAUCAUAGCCAAGGAUGAAGUGGCUCACACACUCACAGAGAGCAGAGUACUGAAAAACACCAGACACCCCUUCCUCACUUCAUUGAAGUAUUCAUUCCAGACUAAAGACCGCCUCUGUUUCGUCAUGGAAUAUGUGAAUGGAGGAGAGCUGUUUUUCCAUUUGUCCAGAGAGCGGGUGUUUUCAGAGGAGCGCACGCGCUUCUACGGUGCCGAGAUCGUUUCGGCUCUCGACUACCUGCAUUCAGCCAAGAUUGUGUACCGGGACCUCAAGUUGGAGAACCUGAUGCUGGAUAAAGACGGGCAUAUCAAAAUCACAGAUUUCGGCCUCUGCAAGGAGGGCAUCACAGACGCUGCUACCAUGAAAACCUUCUGUGGCACGCCCGAGUACCUUGCUCCUGAGGUCCUGGAGGACAACGACUACGGCCGAGCGGUGGACUGGUGGGGUCUGGGCGUGGUGACGUACGAGAUGAUGUGCGGACGACUGCCGUUCUACAACCAGGACCACGAGAAGCUGUUCGAGCUUAUCCUCAUGGAGGACAUCAAGUUCCCCCGCACACUGUCCUCCGACGCCAAGUCCCUGCUGUCAGGCCUGCUCAUCAAAGACCCCAACAAACGGCUCGGUGGAGGACCAGAUGACGCUAAAGAAAUAAUGAGACACAGUUUCUUCUCUGGCGUGGACUGGCAGCAUGUUUAUGAUAGAAAGAUGGUUCCUCCCUUCAAGCCUCAGGUGACGUCGGAGACGGACACCAGAUACUUUGACGAGGAGUUCACGGCCCAGACCAUCACGAUCACUCCACCAGAGAAAUUCGACGAGGACGGGAUGGACUGUCUGGACAACGAGAGACGACCGCACUUCCCGCAGUUUUCCUACUCUGCCAGCGGGCGGGAAUGAACUGUUGUCACGGUGACAUCAUCACAGCUGGUCUCUGAGGUCAUCAGCGUGGGACAGAAAGACCCACAGCUUUGGACCGACCCAAAAAGACUUGAAGGAUUUUUCCCCUCUCCUCCUCGUCCUCUCUUUUUCACCUCUGCAGUCUGCUUCCAUUUUUUUCUAAUUUUGGUGAAUCCCUUUUUAGAAAGAACUCCCAGGCAAAUUUACUUGUGAUCCUGCACUGCAGCCCUAGGUGAUCCGAACUGUGAUGUGAUCAGUUACUAUGUAAUGUCCCUUUAAUGACAGGAGCAUCACCGGUGGCCUGCUGUGCUUGACAUGUGUCAAACUCCUAAACUGAUCCACUUAGAGAACAGCUGAUGUGUUUUAAGGAGGCUUCUCAUCAGUAAGAAGGAGAUAUAGCAUUUCAUUCAAACCUAAACUGCCGUUACCGGUUGUAUCUCAGGCUUUUUGCAAACAGAGAGAUGCUCUCAGACUCAGAGACACUCGGGUCUGGUUUCAAACCUUCACCUUAAAGGUUCGGGGAUUGAUUGAGGCUGCCUUGCAUUUGCAGUUGUCACCAGUGAGAUGAAUCCUGAAGCAGGAUGUCACUCAGGUUUUGCUCAGUGCAAUCCAUUAUUAUUGUUGCUGCUAUUUCAACUUCUACAGGUACUACUACUACUACUACUACUACUACUAUAUACUGCUACUACUGAACCCGGUGCUACACUGCUAGCUUAAUGCUGCAGAUCAUUAUACAGGCGCCAGCAACACAUCAAACACUUUAUUAAUGUCUAUGCUUGAAAAGCUGCAGAACAGCUGUUGCUAUGUACAGCUCAACUCUGUAGGUUAUUAUAGGAUGUCAUGUUUGUGUGAGUGCGCAAGAUAUUAUAAUAGGUUUGUGUUUAAGAUCGCACUUCAAAGCACAGCAGUUCAGAAGGAUGAAGCUCCCAAACCAUGAGCUUUACUACAUUACCCACAGUGCAGUGCAAGGUGGUUCAUGUAUCCAUCUGUGAGGAGGUGAAAACGAGAGGAAGACAGUUAGUUUUGAAUGUUUUUGUUUGUUUAUUUCUCUAAUUCCCUCUGAGUGUAAUUCUGUCGUGUCCCUAAAGAGAACAGGAAAGUGAGACGCUCUUCGUGUCGAUGACGAAGCUUUACCGUGACGAGUUGUUGUCACGGCUUUUUGAACCACAUGGCUGUACCUCUCUGUCUCUGAAGGAAAGAGAGACUGACGCAGGAGCAGAUUCACCACAGAGUGAGAAAAAAGUCCAGGCCGGGCAUUGGUGAUAAGAUUAAAGAGAGAGAUUACAGGUGAACAGCUCCAAGAAGGAUGACAUAUUUAUAAAGUGAUAAUUUAUUAUGUAUUAAUGAGUGAGAUUACAGCAGAUUUCCUGUGAGAUUGUUACGAAGGGUUUUUGUAUGGUCUGUUAGGGAGGUACUCAUCAACAUUAAUGGGUUUACCACCAAUCCCAGCAAUGGCUAUAGUAUAUAUAUUAUAUAUUAUUUAAUAUAUUAUAUAUAUAUAAUGUUCUAUUUAUUGUUCUACUCAUCGCUUUUAUAUUUAACUUUUUCUAUUGUUAUUACAUUAUUCUAGAAAAAAAUAUUUCUUAGGGCUGAGAGACGAAGAAAAGGCACCUCAAGAAACGAAUACGGCUGAAAGAAUGUAGGAGGGAAAGCAGAUAGCCUUCCUUUUCCAUCGUUUGUUUCAAUUAUGUGUUGUUUUGUGACCAACAUGUGACAGCCCAGUGUUGACAGGACGCAUUAAAGACAGACGUUAAUUCACCCAGAAAAAAAACCCCAAAUAUAUUUAUACAAACACCUUUAUCAAUCCAGAUCAUCCCACAGGUGUUUGCUAUGAAAGCUCAUCUCACUGUUUGGUUAUUAAAACACAUGGUGCCCUUAUUUAAUCUCACCACAGGUGUGUUGGGAAAGCUGAGGCAGGGGGCAAGAGAGGAAGUGGAAGUUGAGCAGAAAGUGCAGCACAGAAUGUAAAGCGGUAAGGUUUCAUGUUGAACUGUAAGUGCUAUUUUUUAAGUGAGUCGAGAAAGUCGAAUGAUAUAAGGGAUAUCUAAUGUGAGUUUGUAAGGUGGGUCAUUUAUUUUGAUUGUAGAUGAGAAAGAGCAUUUUCCUUUAUGUAAGAGAAGGGAUUUUCUUCUGUCUUUAACGCGACUGCCUCCUCUUCGCUGGACGUUGUUUGUCUGCGUCGUCAUGUCUUCCAGUCUGACCACCAAGAUUUCAGAUCCCCUCAAUUCCUGUCUUCAAACGCCAGUAAGCCUUAUGGUUUAUCUCAGAAUAAGUCAAACAUUUUAAAAUCCAGCAAAAAACACAUGAGGAAAAACAUUUUUUUAAUCUGAAAGGUUAUUUGAAUUUUAAAACACUUGUGGAAGACCCUAAUAUCUGGAUGACAGAUUACAGAGAGCACCAGGGGAUGUGCUCUUAUAAGGCGUAGAAAACUGUAUUCAAUAUUUAUUUGAAUGUUUUAUUCUUAUCAUUGAUGGAUAACUUGAAUUUAUUUUCUAUUUAAUUUAUUUAAUGUUAUUUUGUUUUGGAGUUUAGCAGUAAGGGGGUGUAGUCGUGUUUCGCUCUGCAGUUUAAGUCUCCAGAGAUGUUGUCCUUGAAAUAAAUGCCGGCAUCUCUUAUACGACACAUUACCUGUUUUUCCCGCUGCUCUCAAGUCCAUCUGCUUUUCACUUGCACAUCCAUUAAAUUGCUACUAGCUGGCAAAGGCGCUUUAUGGCAGAAAGUAGAAAAGGACGGCAUGCUGCAGUCCUCUGUCCGCAGGCCUGAGUCAAAGUGGCACUCAGAACUCUUAUGAGGACUGCUUCUCUGUGAUCGAUUGAGCCUGUCUGGCACAGCUGAAGCAGCCGAGGAGUUCAAAAUGAGAGCAGCUCCCUCCCCAGCUGGCACCCUCGUCAGGCUCAAGCAAACGCUCCCAAGUAUUUGGAAGGAUUUGUGCUUUGCUUUGACCCAGGUCUGCGAUGUCUGAGGAGCUCGAGCUGUAUGUGCGCGCUUCCCGCCAAAAUCAGUAGAAACCAGAGUUCAUAAAAUACCGCUUGUAGCUUUGGCCACGGCACUUUUACAUCCAUCACUUUUUAUAUGAGUCAGAAGAAUCUGAUUCAGCCCUGCUUUAAAGGAAGAUUUUUAGCUUUUUUUAUGUUUUUAAGAAAUGAGGAUUUUUAAAGCACAUCUCCCCUCACAUACGACCGAUAGCUUUCAUGUUGCUCUGAUGUCUCGGUCAGCGCUGCAGAAUCACGCUCAGUCCGUUGGUCAGUCUUCAUAAACUCACAAUCCACUGAUGUCCCAGACUCCUUCCCUCCGUUGAGCCUCUGCUUUUAUCCAUUCCAAGUUUAUUUACUGGCAGCAAAAAUGCUUAUUCUAAGGUAAGAGAUAAAAAAAAAAAAAGUGAUCCUCCAACUACUGUAAGUGGAGAAGAUGGAGCUCCUCAUGAGUGUAGGGUUCCUCUUAAAGACUAUGAAACAGUUGUGGACUCAUGUCAGUCAUUCCUUAAACUUUAAGGACCUUUUUAAAGUUCACUCUUAAAGCUGCUGCUGUUUGUAUUGUUCAUCUAUACUCAACAGAACAGAUUUGGAUGAAAUGUAACAGACCUCAGCUGCUCUGUUUUGAUCUCGUCUGUUAAUGAACCGACAGUGUGCGCCAAAGUCAGAAAACACGUCUGUUUAAUGCAGAAAACGAGUAAACAGCUCCGGCGUUUGGAAGGAUUUCUGAAAGUAUUCGACCUCCCUCUCUUCUUCCUCUGGUCUUCUAUCAUCAUGAUUAUUAACAUGAACAAGCAUGAGAUGCAUUUAUUUAUAAGCAGCAAACAAAAAGCAGCGAAACAUGUAAAAGUAUUACAAAGUGUAACUGAGUUUUAAUGUCAUGUCCAUCUGCUGUAGCUUACAGCUGUGUGAGAUAUUUCCCAGAGGGCCGUGUUUCCCUGACGCUCUGAAACAGUCUGGAGGUGAAACAGAGAGCUGCUGGCCGGUGAGCCGCCAGGAUGUGAAAACAACAGAUUACCAUCAACAUGAAGCUGUUUUUUACACUGUACAUCCUUAGUAUUUUUACACAAUGUAUAUGAUACAUUAUUUUCCUUCUUACAGACGGCUUCAAUAAAGCACUAUGUCAAUCUGC